AUGUACUUCUAUCACCCAUGUUUUGAUGCCCUGCCAACAACAACCGAACCAGCCGUAAACAACACGUGUACUACUUCGUUGUCUUUGUGCCGAUAUGUGAGAACUAUGAAUAAAUUGAACACCACAGAAGACACCUUCAAAAUCGAUAGCAAGAUCUAUGAAUUUAUGGGAACUUCAAACAAUACUGAGUUCAAUAGUGAUGGCCAUUCGAUAAUCUACCACAAUGGUCCUUCAUCUACUGAGGUUUUACUCAUCUGUGCACAGGUUGAUGGUGAAUUACAAGUAAAUUCUACAGCAGAACCAAAUAAUGUUGUCUUAUCUUUUUACUCGAGAUAUGCUUGUUUGAAGCAAAUUGAAGAACCUGGUCGAUCUUUAGGUUCAACAUUGUUGAUAAUUUUCUUUUCCUGUGUAGUAUUUUAUCUCGUUCUCGGAAUUUGUACAAAAAAAUUCCUAAUGGGUGCAACGGGAAUAGAAGUCAUACCAAAUUUAGGAUUUUGGUCAGAUCUACCAAAUCUUGUCAAAGAUGGUUGGGCGUUUGCAAUAAAUGGAUUCAAAUUACCAAUGCGAAGCACCGGUCCAGCUACAUCCCCCGACCCGAACAGUUAUGACAGCAUA
Messenger RNA from Iphiclides podalirius (scarce swallowtail), 615 nucleotides. The record is from the annotation of a GenBank genome assembly. Lineage: Eukaryota; Metazoa; Arthropoda; Insecta; Lepidoptera; Papilionidae.